AUGGUGCCGGUCAGCAGCAGGGCGGGCUAUGCAGACGGCAGCACCCCCCACCGUUCGCGAAGGGUUUUGGACUGGACUUCGCUGCGGGAGGUUCCGCAGCCUUCCAAGGAGACGCGGCAGAUUCCAAAUCCGGCACCGGUGAUCCUCACCUCCUCCAGGCGUGGUGAUAUCCGAAAACCGCUGACGGGAGCGCUGAGUCCGCAUGAAGGAAGUCCACCAAGUCCGUCAAGUCCGACCUCGUGCCGGGCUAAAGACAAGGCGGACGCGUUGCAGAAGGUGUUGCAGCACACUGUGGAAGAUGUGGCUCGCCGGUUCUUUUCUCGGUCCGAAAAGCUAUUGGCCCCAGAAGUGGCAGAGGAUGAUGUCCCUCUCACGCUGCCGGGUGGCGUUCCUCGCAGUAGCAGGACUGGCAGCGAGACGUCAGGUUUGGGUUCCAGCGUCGGUGACUCGAGCUGCCAGGCAACAUUGCCCAUCCCAGGCAGAGCGAUGCCAGACAUCUCCAGCUCAAUAAACACUGACAGGCUUUCAGACAGUUUGCAAAGCUCCGCAAUCUCCGAAGCUCUUCCGAGUACUCCAACGGAGGAUCUUCGAAGCAGAGGCUUCGUGGAUAGCCCAAGCUCUACUCAGGGCCUUUCACCUUCUCGGCGGCAGGUGCACGUGGCUCGAGGCCGGAAAGCAAGGCCCAACGAAGAGGACUUCACGCAGCAGCAGCAGCAGCAGCUUGUCCGACGAUGGGGCCGAUGUGCCAGUCGCUCUCCUUCCAGGGCGCUGCGUGGAGAGGAGAUGGAGCCCAAGCCAACUUCACGUUCAAAGUCUCUCGGGAGGCAAAGAACAACUUCAAUCCGAUCUCCCUCGGGUGCUUUGGAUUCGCCGUCCAGCUCGCAUCACAAGAGUGUGAGCUUUGCAAGUUCGAGUCGUAAGUCCGUGCCGGAGUCCCCAACUCAAGGCCAUCAUAGUCCCUCGAAGCGGCCUGGCGCUGCCAAGUCUCUUCAAAUUCCGAAGUCACCAACAGCGGAAUCAGGAAUGCGAGGACAGCGGAGUGGAAGUUUUUCGCGACUUCCCGGAGAGACGCCGGAUGCAGGGCGCAAGCCGUCAACGAAGAGAUCUUUGCUGGCCAGCUCCGAGUCGAAUCCCGAGCCAUCUUCGCCGGAAGGAAGCAGCAGGAGCUACACUUUCUCGAGGCGGCUCCGCAGCCCAUCCUCAGACCGCAGAGGUCGCGACGGUCGCAACUUCUCUCCGACACUGCAAGAGCGCACAUCCACAGCGAUCCAUGCAUUGGAGCAUGGUAUGGAGCCGCCUGGAGCCUCAGAUAAGUGGCGCGUGGCUCAGCUCUUCUGCGAGCUUGUCCCGCGCUCCGUGGCCAAGAUUCAACGCAUCGAGCGCGUGGUCACUCCUGAGACGUACGGGAAGUUCAUGCAGAAGACUGGCGCCGGGGAAAACGCAAAUGAAUUCGGAAUCGUUUUCUUCACGCCAAAGGAUGCUGAUGAGUUGAACCGAGUUUGUUCUCAUGGCUUGGCAGCGCGGUCUCCGGCAGCCCGCGUGGUGUCAGACUGCGGAGCAGCGCUUGAGAACCAGUUGCGGAGCGAGGAGCCAGGGAAAGGACUGGAUGUGAGAUCGAUGUGCGUGCUGUUCUGUGGACCAGAGGUGGCCAGGUCAAAACUGGGAGGCGUCAGCGAUCGUCCAACAUCCGUUGUUGAUUUCGAGGCGGAAGACGCGAGUGAUUUUCUUCCAGCCUACACAAUUCACUACCAAAUUGUGGCCGAAGAGCCCUCCGACCAUGCAGAGUUUCGUUUGCAAAGCCCUUCUCCGGAACAUGCCCGCUCACCUUCCCGCUCGCGUCGGGUAAGUGUGCGAGAUCCCUUAGUCCAAGGCAUCCUUCAGAGGCUGCCUGAGUUGGGGGAUGAUGUUGCAGGUACCGUCUUACUGCCCAGCAACUCUAAAGAGGCUGAAGCCGUUAUCUCUCUGUAUCUUCAAAGUGGCGGGGCUUCCCGACUUCGACGGCCGCCUGGAGUGAACCUUCGCGAAGCUUUGGGAGGCGUCGUCGUCCAACGCAUCGAAAACAAGAUGCUUGGCCUCGAGUAUCUCGAUGUUGAGCUGGAGUCAGCAAACGGUCCCCGAUUCCGGGAGGAUGUCGUCUGGCAUGGAACCCGGCUGAAGCGUGCUGAUGAAGAGGCCAGCUUGGCCCACAAGCUCCAGUCCAUAGCAGAACACGGCUUUGAUCCUCAACGCUGCAUCAAAGGAGCUCAUGCAGCCGGGGGGAUCUGGCUCGCUGCGAACCCCAUGGAAUCCUUCGGGGUGGGAGGAGAUGGACUGGUUGCCUUUGUCCUUUGCCUUGCUAAGACGAAUUUCAAUGAAUGGGUAGACACAUCCUGCGCCCGAGUGCUGCAGCGUGAAAGAGUCUUACCUCUUUAUUCUUUAGUGCAUGUGUAG
Molecule: messenger RNA, 2430 nt
Organism: Symbiodinium sp. CCMP2456
Lineage: Eukaryota; Dinophyceae; Suessiales; Symbiodiniaceae
Source: the annotation of a GenBank genome assembly